This is a messenger RNA of Panicum virgatum (switchgrass), 2730 nucleotides long. RefSeq lists its product as uncharacterized. The record is from RefSeq and is a predicted model, not a curated record. The coding region runs from base 69 to 2564 and encodes 831 amino acids. The transcript has a single exon. Lineage: Eukaryota; Viridiplantae; Streptophyta; Magnoliopsida; Poales; Poaceae.
AUAUAUUAUCCAUGCAUGCCACACCACGCAGCUAGCAGACAUCUGAUCGAUCUAACAAGCAGGCAAAGAUGGUGAUGAUGAUCUUCCUCCUCGCCAAUAGCCCACAUGCUGUUGCUGCUAAUGGUAGCAGCUACGCCAGGCAUGGCUGCGAUGCCCUACUGCAUCCCUUCGUGUACAACCUCACCGCCUCCUACGCCGACCAGAGGAACGAGGCGACCAUGGUUUUCACCUCCGUGGUCAUGUUCAUGCUCGCGGCGCUCUUCUUCAACCUCAACCUCUUCAGCCGGCUCUCCGAUGUGAGCGCCAUCCUCAACCCCACCGUCCGUCUCUUCCUCUCGUCCUCGCUCUCCCUCUUCCUCCCCGUCAUGUCCUACCUCUUCUCCGAGGCCAAGAACGAGGGCGCCGCUGUGGCCGCCGCCGCCGCCAGCUCCUACCGGCAGCCCGGCGGCACUGAGCUGUCGCUGCGAGCCCGGACGAUCCUCAUGUGGAUGCUCCUCGUGGAGCUCCUCCGCAGGAAGGUGGAGGCCAUCCUGGUGAGCGUGGGCGCCCAGGCCGCCGCCUCCUACUCGAGCACCAUCGACCGCGCCUCCCGCAUCGCCUGGCUGGGCUACCUCGUCUUCUACAACCUCAGCAGCACCGGCAAGAAGGCCAUCUACGGCACGCUGUGGGUCCUCGCCGCCGCCAAGCUGCUGCAGAGGGUCGCCAUCAACGAGCUGCUCAAGCGCUCCGCCGCCUACGGCAAGAACGCCGACCAGCUGAGCUGGUACAUGGCCCAGAUCGAGAGGCAGGGAAGAGCUGCUGGGGAGGAGGAAGAGGGAGCAGAGCUGCUGAGCAAGUGCAGGUACGCCGUGAUGGGAGAGGAGGAGCUGGAGAUGAAGGUCAGCCCCAUGGAGGGCUACCAUCUGGAGCUCAAGAACGACGACGGCAUCGUCGUCACGGUUGGGGACAUUUGGUCACAGGACAUGACCGGCCUGCUCCGACACGAUCCAAGCCUCCCUAAGCGGCUGUGCCUCUCGUUCGCACUCUACAAGCUGCUGCGCCGGAGGCUCGAGGACCACCCCAUCACCGGCGAGGAGACCCGCAGCUGCCGGAGGCUCAUCUUCAGAGGCCUGCGCAUGGAGCUGCUGCGGCAAACAAGCAGCUCGUCGUCGUCGGAGCAGAGAUCCCCGGCGGUGGCGGCUGCUCUCUUCCAGGUGUUCUACGAGGAGAUCCAGUUCCUGUGCGAGUACUACCACUCCGUCCUGCCCGUGGUGCUCUCCAACCCCUUCUUCUUCCUCGCCAACUACAUCCUCUUCCCCGCCGUCGUGUGGGCCUUCUGCCUCCUCACCUUCGUCCUCUGCGGCAACGGCGACGUGGCGUACGCCUACCGCAGCAUCACCGCCGACAACUACAUCAUCUCGACCGGCACGCUCAAGGUCCUGGGAUGCCUCCUCAGGGGGGUCGCCCGCUACCCGGCAGUCCUCUUCACCGCCGUCGACCUCGCCGUCACCAUGCUGCUCCUCCUCACCUUCCUCUACGAGCAGGUCUGGGAGCUCCUCGUCUUCGUCCUCUCCAACUGGCUCAUGGUGUCCCUGCUCUGCGAGUACGCGGCCAAGCGCCGGUGGCGCGACAGCCGCGUCCGGGCCGGGCUCAUCCGCCGCAUCCUCUGGGUGCGGAGCAAGAUGAGCCGCCCCAACCUCUGCUUCAAGCAGGCCUCCGUGCUCGGGUUCGGCCGCCGCCUGCUGCCGUCCAUGGCGCUGCGGCUGCCUAAGAAGAAGGCCGUGCCCAUCCAAGUGAAGGAGUCCAUCAUGGGGUACCUGGUGGCUCACAUCAAUGGCGACCCCGACGCCGCCCCUCUCAGCAACGGCUGGACGACGCUGCGGUUGGAGAAGCACAGUCAGUUCAGGCCCCACGAGCUCUGGAAGGCGUGCGAGAGCAAGAGCGUCGCCGAGGUCGUCCUCACCUGGCACAUCGCCACCAGCCUCCUGGAGGUCAAGUAUCCGCUGCAACCGGAGGAGACGACGAAGAAGAAGAAGACCCCGGCGGGAGCUCGCCGUGCGGUGGCGACGGCCCUGUCCGGGUACGCCGCGUACCUGAUGUCCUCGGCUCCGGAGCUCCUCCCCGACAGCACGGAGGGCGCCAACCGGGUGUACAACGACAUGAAGGACGAGCUCAAGGAGGUGCUGGGAGGGUGCUGGGGGUACCAUGCGUCUCGGCAGGCCACCCGCUUCGACAAGCUGGUCGGCGUCGCACAAGCAGCAGGGCCGCCGGAGGAGGAGGAGACGACGGCGGCGGUUGUGCGCAAGGGGGCGAAUCUGGGGAAGAAGCUGAUGGAGAUGGCAGGCGAAGGUCGAGGACAGCAGGAUCAGGUGUGGGAGCUGCUGGCCGAGCUCUGGACGGAGCUGACGGUGUACCUGGCGCCGUCGGCCGGCGAGCUGCACGUGAAGGCGCACAAGGAGGCCCUGGCGCUGGGCGGCGAGUUCAUCACCGUGCUCUGGGCGCUCUGCACCCACACCGGUGUAACCAGACCGGCGGUUGCGCCGUGGGAGACGACACCACCACCAGCCGACAGGUCGCCCGUGUGAUCCGUAGUGUGCAUUCUGAAUGUGAUUGAUGUGCUUGAUGCGUGGGAGCUUGAUUAAUUAUUGUUGAUGUUUCAAUUCUACUCCAUUUAUUUAUUUGUUAAGUUCUUCUGAAUGCGUGAAUUUGCAGUGCUAUAUGUAUGUAUAUGAGGGUGUUUGAAUUUGAAUC